AUGAAGUUCUCCACCUUCUUCACCACCGCCAUCCUCCUGCUCUCCGCAGCAGCAGAUGCCUUCCCGCAACCCCGCAAUCCCGCCGCCACGGCCCCCCGCCGGACCACAAAGGCAACCAGCCGAACCUCCAAGACCCGCGCCAAACCCGCCGGCGUCAGCAAAACAAAGGCCACCACAGCCGGCAAGAGAAAGACCACCGCCGGAACCGCCGGCAAGCGUGCCUGCGGCCCCCACCCGAAAGAGAAGCUCACAAACUGCUCGCUGUGCCCGGGCCUCAAGAAGCGUGGUAAGGACCAGCGCAGCAAGAAUAAGAAUGUCCUGGUGUUGAGUGCUCCGGCGAAGGAUAACGUUGACGACCUGGUUGAUGAUGUCGACUGUUGGCAGUGCACCAAUGCUAGUAAGUUCUUUCCCCCUCCCUCCCUCCCUCCCUCCCGCCCCCGCCUCUCCUCCGGCCAUAACUUGCUAACCUCCUCCCCCCCCCCCCCCCCCUCUCCCAAUUCAUGUGGCCAAUUGGUUAAAUUCACCGGCCCGCAAGUAAAGCGCGCCGCCGUCGACGCACUCAAGCGCAACCUGUCCGGCAGCUUGAUCACCUACGACCGCGGUGACUUGGGGGCUAAGGAAUGGCCGCACUAUUACGGGAACGCCGAGGGCGCGCUUCCUGCUGCUGGCGGCGAUCUGAGCAAGUACAUCACGUUUCCGCUGCUCGCAGCCGGCUCGUACACGGGCGGAAACCCAGGCGCGUUUCGUGUGACUAUUGGGCUGUCGGCCAAUGAAAUCCCACAAACAGUCAAUGUGAUGAAGCAUCCCAACGGAGACUCGACCACCUAUGUCAAGGUGGAAAAGGGCAAGAAAUAG
Messenger RNA from Morchella importuna, 855 nucleotides. RefSeq lists its product as uncharacterized. Gene Ontology annotation, molecular function: RNA binding; RNA nuclease activity. The transcript is spliced from 4 exons. Lineage: Eukaryota; Fungi; Ascomycota; Pezizomycetes; Pezizales; Morchellaceae. The record is from RefSeq and is a predicted model, not a curated record. The coding region runs from base 1 to 855 and encodes 284 amino acids.